CUUAGGGAGCAGAGUUGCAAAUAUUCAAAUGGAUGUUAUGCACAACGAGUGGUCUAGGUUUGGGUCCUUUUUAGCGUUUCCUGCAAAUUCUGUUGCAAAGCCUAUACGAUUGUCUAAGGCUGGAUUCUAUUACACUGGUUCAGGAGAAGAAGCUAUUUGCUUCUGCUGUGGAGUGAGAAAUGAUAUUUGGACUGAGGACGAGUCUCUGCUGGAAGUUCACAGGCGACUUUCCCCGCACUGCAGAUUUGUAUGUGGUGCGGAUACCACUAAUAUUGCCAUUCACGGAGAUAACGGACUGAAGACAGUAUCAAAGUGUUCAAAUAAAGUGCAUGGAAAUUCUGCGUUUAAAACAUUAGAAUCUAAAAGGGAUGUAGAGUCUACGCAUGCUGCUGAACAACCAAAUGAAAUAUUCGAAGAUGAGAGGAAUCUGUAUGUAAGCGGCACAUCGCCUCGACAUGCUUCUACUGAAAUUUCAACAGUAAAUCAAGGGGUUACAAAUCAAGAAUAUGGCAUGACGACGAAGUCCGUGUCUUCACUUACGAACGGACAGAUUGAAAUUUAUCCAGGGAUAAGCCAUUCCAGAUCUAAACAUUCCGAGUAUGCCUUGUUAAGUGAGCGGCUAGCAUCAUUUCAUGAAUGGCCUGCACGGCAUGUUGCUGAUCCGAAUGUUUUAGCUAAGGCCGGAUUCUACUCUGCAGGUAUACAAGACUGUGUAAGAUGCUUUUUCUGCAAUGGAGGUAUGAAAAAUUGGCAGACAGGAGACAAUGCAUGGGUCGAACAUGCGAAGUGGUUUCCCAAUUGUGCAUAUCUUAAACUGUGCAAAGGAGAAGCCUUUGUUAACAUUUGCAGCUCUUCAGUUAAUGCUGAUAUUGUCACUGUUUAUGAUAAUGAGUCGCAAAUGGAUCAAAAAAAUUGUCCCGAUGAUUGGUUGAUAGAGAAUAUAAACAGUGCUGCGGCCAAAAUUGUGUUAUCCGUGGGAUAUAAACAAGAGGACGUUGAAAAGGGUGUCAUGUUUGCAAGGCAGAAAUACGGUCCAACAGAAAUCAAAGCUCAGUUUAUCAUGGAAUAUAUGCUAGAGGCAAAAAAGCAGUGUUCUACACAACUGCUUCCAGCAACCGGGAAGCACAAAAUGUCUGAAUAGGUAAAAAGAAAAGAUAAACCACAAAAUGUUAUUAGCAAUGCGACAGAGACAAACGACAAAAGAAGUACGGUAGACUCAAAAAUCAAAUCAGAAAAGCAAAGAUUGGAGGAAGAAAAUCGUAAACUUAAGGAUCUUACAACGUGCAAAAUUUGUCUUGAUAAUGACGCAUGCGUGGCAUUUCUUCCAUGUGGUCAUUUGGCAUCUUGUGUAGAAUGUUCAAAAUCU
Molecule: messenger RNA, 1366 nt
Organism: Mercenaria mercenaria
Lineage: Eukaryota; Metazoa; Mollusca; Bivalvia; Venerida; Veneridae
Product: E3 ubiquitin-protein ligase XIAP-like
Exons: 5
Coding region: 29-1141 (370 amino acids)
Biological process (GO): regulation of cell cycle; negative regulation of apoptotic process
Cellular component (GO): spindle microtubule; nucleus; cytoplasm
Molecular function (GO): cysteine-type endopeptidase inhibitor activity involved in apoptotic process
Source: RefSeq, a predicted model, not a curated record